AUGAGUAUCUUCGCCAGUGGAAAUUUAGGGUGGAGGAUUAUUUGGAUAUGCUCCUGGAACGAGAGGCUCCACCUCCAAAUCGGGCUCCCUUUCCACCGGACGAGUCAAUGGAAUGGAGAUUUCUUUGAUAGAACUACACUCGCUAAGCUAGGUGUAGAGAUCCACCUCGGUCAUGGAGGACAGCCUUGCCCCAACCAUAAUUGGGAAUGGGAAGAUACCGAUGAUGAGGACCGGUAUACUGCAUCUUUAACUGCCGGAAUUCCAGCAUACGAGGAUGUCUUUUUAGAAUCAGAGCCUGCAGCUACUUUCCCAGACUUGCCCGAGGUAAAUACAGCACAGAUUGGCAGGACCACACUCACGAUUGUUCACUCUUCGGGUGUUCACAUUUCAUCUCUGUUUGAAAUUGGACUGUUUGCGGCAUCAUUUACCCGGCCGAAGACAGCAUUUACUUUUGCAUUGUUGGACGAUUUCAUCUUGGACAAUUUAGAGUGUGGAACAUCGGGGAUGAACUAUUACAGCAAAUUGCGAAGAAUCACAUCUAGCUUAUUCCCUCAUGCGGUACCGGACUGUUACCGGGAGAUGAUGCGAGUUGCAAGACAAUGGCGCCAGCUGAAGCUAUUGAAAUGGAACGGAUUCGGUCAUGAGAAGAGGGAACCAAAAGAUGGGGAGCUGGCUCUCUUCUGCCCAGCUUGUCCCCAACCAGGCAUCAAUGCCCCAUUGCAACCCGAAAGUGAUGAGACCACCCACGGAUGGAUAUAUACGUGCUCCCUGGUUAUGGACAGUAAUUUCAAAGCAGAGCAUCUAUAUCCGACGCACCCAGAAGAUGAAGUUUGGUUGACCGACAGCAAAGGAUUCAUGGUAGGAAGGGUGAGAUACCAGGCGCAUCUUGCUGUCGCACAAGAUUCAGCACAGAGAUCCGAAUGUAAUAACCAUAGAGCGGUAAAUCAGGCCAAUGCAUCUCGGCAUAAGCUGGAAGCUACAGGAAUCAGCGGGUGUAUGUGUGCUCGGCACGGCUGCUUUGUGCCGAAUUCCAUGGUGGAUUUUCAAAAGGGCGAAAGACAGAUGAACAUGGAUUAUGCCCUUUGCAAUGCGCUUGCUCAUAAUACCGACGGCCUAUGCAGGGCAUUGACUUUUUAUGAUGUCAAUUGCUAUGGCAUGUUCAUGGGCAUCAAGACAAAUGCUUUGAAGGAUAUUGAACUGGAUUUGCUGGAGACCUCUGUCCGGCGCCCUGGGGUCAGACCUCAGAUAGGAUCAGCCACAUGGCUUGCCUCUGGGAUCACUAUUGAAGAAAUGCAGCUCGCGCUGGCCAUGGAUUUGCGCAGAAUGGGCUGGCAUCCCACCGAAAUGCAAACACUUGAUAUCGGCCGACAUAGAGUUCGGCUGCAACAGUCUAUCGACGAAUUCACCGCCGGAGCAGCGAGGUACAUCGGAGAUGAAUAUGACGCUGAUGAUGGCAUCACCAUAAUGGACGUCGAAUUCGUAGAAGACGGCACCAACACUCAAGAUUGCAGUGAAGAUGAUUUGGACGCGGGAGAGAACACGCCGAGGGUCUCGCUUCGACCGGAAACUAUUGCCAUCCCACUGCCGUCCAAUUUCAGCAAGACAAGAUGCGAAGAGCUUGGGAUUGAAGCCCUUGUCAGACAAGAAACUCUCCAUGAAGGACAGGCCAAUGACAUCUUGCACACCAUCAGAGUGCAUCUGGCUGACAAAUCUGUUUUGUUUUGGACAGUAGUCCGCCCGGCAAAGUCCCAAGCCAGCACCACCUGGGCCUGGGCCCAGGUUCAUUCGGUCAAACAUGUGAUCAAUCUGAACAGCAUGAUCUACAAGAAAUGCAGGUCGCAGUUGUCUAAUCUCGGUGCCUAUCAUAUGCUACAGAAAUAUCGGCUGUUGGAAAGAACUGAGCUCAAAGCAAACUCAGCUGUCGCAGACCCGAACAUACGAGGUCAGAGAAAUUUGACGCUGCCGUGGUUUCGGUCGUUGGAUGUUCAGGGGGAUUUGGUGAGCAACGACUGGCUCAAUGAAUGGUGCAUUGGCUUCGUACAAAAGCUUUGCGAGACCACUGGGCCGAAGAGUUAA
This is a messenger RNA of Suillus plorans, 2076 nucleotides long. RefSeq lists its product as uncharacterized. The transcript is spliced from 9 exons. The coding region runs from base 1 to 2076 and encodes 691 amino acids. The record is from RefSeq and is a predicted model, not a curated record. Lineage: Eukaryota; Fungi; Basidiomycota; Agaricomycetes; Boletales; Suillaceae.